AUGACUGCCUAUAAACCAUGGGAAUCAGUACCAUCAAUGCCCAGUCAACCAUUUCCAUCAUCUUUUAAUACAAUCAACAAUGGAUUUAUGUCCACUAAUGAAUCUAUACGAACACAUGGUGUAAAUCCUCCGCCACCACCACGAAUAAUUCAACAACCACAAUCAAUAGGCGUUUAUCCUGUAACAAAUUAUUCAAAUCCUUACCAUGGUCAACAAUCAACCUCUUAUAAUAAUUAUUAUUCGAAUCAGCUAAAUACACCGAAGAGUAAUUUUACUCAAAUAGCUCUAGAAGAAUCUCGUUCAGCAUUUAAUUCAAUUGAAUCUAUAAUUCAAACAUUUCAUUCGAUAACAUCUAUGUUUGAAACAACAUUUACAAAUAUUCACACAUCAUUUCGUACUAUGAUUGAUUUAUUUGAUCAUUUUACUAGACUUCGAUCUGAACUAACAACAUUAUAUCCAUUAGUUUUAUUUUGGCGAUUUUUUAAACAUAUUUUUAAUCGUUUAUUAAAAAUUUUUCAUUUACGAAAAACUAAAAAUUUUGAAGAUUCAUGGACGACUAUUUAUAAUAGUUUACAACAAACAACUGAAUCAACAGAAAAAGUACAUAAACAAUCAUCAAGUUUACUUGUUGCUCUAUUUUUUAUUGUAUCAUUUGGUACACCAAUGUUAAUGUUAAAAUUUCUUAAUUCAACUAUUAAAAAACGACAAAUGAAUAAUAAUUGGAUACAACAAGAGAAGAAUCAAGCAUGUGUAGUGGCACUUUAUGAUUAUGUUGCUAGAAAUUCGGAUGAAUUAUCAUUUACACGUGGUACAACUAUUUAUUUAGCACCGUCUGCAUAUCAAUCAACAAAAUCUUGUUGGUUUUUGGGUACUAUUGAUCAUAUUCAUACAGGCUUGAUACCAGCUAAUUAUGUUCAACCACUUCGAACAAAAGCUUCAUCUAAUACUAAUUUUCAAUCACAAACACCUUAUAAUGUCAAUUCAGAUAUUUCUUCUCCUCAUGUGCCUUCUGUAAAUACGGAUAUUUCUCAGUCUACUAGUCAAGGAGAAGAACAAGCAAUAAUCUCUUGA
This is a messenger RNA of Adineta steineri, 1071 nucleotides long. The record is from the annotation of a GenBank genome assembly. Lineage: Eukaryota; Metazoa; Rotifera; Eurotatoria; Adinetida; Adinetidae.